GCAUACAAAGUUGCCUGCACACAUUGCCUAGACCCAGCGUCCAAGUCGUACACACUUGUUGCAAAGAGGAGGAGGGUUAGAAGAAAGCUAAGGUUGACGACAUGGCCGCCGUGCGGAGGAUGAGGCUCGCUCUGCCGGUGAUCGUGGCGGCGCUCGUGCUGCUGGCGGUGCUCGGCGAGGCGCGGCCGCUGGGGGGCGCGGACUGGGCGGCCGCCGGAGGGACCCCGCUGCCGGCCGUGGUCCAGGCGCUCCGCCGGCUGUACAUGCAGCAGCUGGGCGGGCCGGGCCCGUCGUGCGGCACCAACAGCCCAAACGUCCACUGCCCGCCGUAGAUGGCCGAGGCCGAGCGCCGCAGCUCGGCCGGCGUGCGUACGUCCUCUCGUGUUUGAAGUUCCAACGUGUUUUUGGCGACCCCGGUGGUAGAUUCUGGUGAUCGACUGUAGGAUUGGAUUCGUUGCUUGGUUUGUUGGUGAUUUUUGCCCACGCGUACGUCUACGCUAGUUGGCACUUUGUACAUACUACAUACAAAAGGAAAUACACACAUAUAUUACGUAGGAUUCUGUCUGAA
Molecule: messenger RNA, 568 nt
Organism: Triticum urartu
Lineage: Eukaryota; Viridiplantae; Streptophyta; Magnoliopsida; Poales; Poaceae
Source: RefSeq, a predicted model, not a curated record